CUCUCGCUGUAGCGGGCCGGCGGCCGCGGCCAGGCUGUUCCACCAUGGAUGGGGGAGAUGGCACUGCUGACCUGGUGAUUAACAAGAGGUUCGUCUCCGAGUCGGAGCUGGAGGAGCGGCGAAAGAGGAGGCAGGAGGAAUGGGAGAAGGUCCGGAAGCCUGAGGAUCCUGAAGAGUGCCCGGAGGAGGCCUACGACCCACGCUCACUGUAUGAAAGGCUUCAGGAGCAGAGAGAAAAGAAGCAGCAGGAGUUUGAGGAGCAAUUUAAAUUCAAAAACAUGGUGAGGGGCUUGGAUGAGGACGAGACACACUUCCUGGACGAGGUCUCCCGGCAGCAGGAGCUCCUGGAAAAGCAGCGAAGGGAGGAGGAGCUGAAGGAGCUGAAUGAGUACAGAAGCACUCUCACCAAAGUGGGAGUCAGCAUGGACCCAAAGAAGGAAGCUGAGAAGAAGCUGCCUGUGAAGGCAGUGGAAAACAAGAACAAAUUCUCUCAGGCAAAGCUGUUGGCAGGAGCUGUGAAGCACAGAAGUUCAGAUGGUGGCAACAGUGUGAAGAGGUUGAAACUAGACCCUGACCAUGAGGAAAAGACUCCAGACAAAGCUCCCUGCGUUCCCCUGGGGAGCAGCUCGGGGGGGGGCUCGGCGGUGCACUGCCCCUCGGCCGCCGUCUGCAUCGGGAUCCUGCCGGGGCUGGGAGCCUACUCGGGGAGCAGCGACUCGGAGUCCAGCUCGGACAGCGAGGGCACCAUCAACUCCACCGGCAAGAUCGUCUCCUCCGUCUUCCGCAGCAGCAGCUUCUUUGAUGGUCCCUAAGGACCUCCGCCUCCCUGCCCGAGGGAGCUCAGAGGAUCUGCCACAGCCCCAGGGGAUGCUGGAUGCGUCCUGCCCCACCCUGUAACUUUUCUAGCUAACCUCUCCCACUUCAGUACGACUCAGAGGCUCCUAACAUAACUCUCUGUAGCUAUCCAGGAGGUUUAAUAUUUCUUUUCCCUCCCCUCCUGCUCCUCCCCUACCUCUCCCUCCCCUCCCCCUCCAUCUGUCCAUUUCUGGGGUGCAUCCUGAGCCUGGGAGAAAAACAAAAGCAGCCUAAGGAAGGGUCUGAGGUGGGGAGGAGAGAGCUUUUACCUUGGCAAAUCCUUCCAGACAGGGGAGAACUCUGUGAUCUGAGAAGUUUCUACAAGUCUUUAUCAGGCAAAAAAAGAAAAAAAGAAAACAAAACCCACACAACAGCAAAAACAAAAAAUAAACCCAACAAAGCCAACCCCCUGUGAGAGGAAGCAGGAAGAGCCAUGUGUUCUGCUGGGAAAUGUCAUUUGUUUGGGGGGUUGUUUCUUCUUUUUCUUUGUGUGUUUUUUUUUUUUUAAUGCCAUAUCUGAGAAGUGGAGGCAGAAGAGGAGCCAAGCAGAUGGUGUAGA
Indicator indicator is the source of this 1414-nucleotide messenger RNA. It is a transcript of the gene PSME3IP1, whose product is annotated as proteasome activator subunit 3 interacting protein 1. Bases 45 to 812 code for a protein of 255 amino acids. Gene Ontology annotation, cellular component: nucleus. Lineage: Eukaryota; Metazoa; Chordata; Aves; Piciformes; Indicatoridae. The transcript has 7 exons. The record is from RefSeq and is a predicted model, not a curated record.